This is a messenger RNA of Clonostachys byssicola, 2484 nucleotides long. NCBI's taxonomy places the organism in Eukaryota, Fungi, Ascomycota, Sordariomycetes, Hypocreales, Bionectriaceae. The record is from the annotation of a GenBank genome assembly.
AUGGCACCAAUUCUCAUGGCCAGCCGCUCGGGCGGCGCAUUGGCACAAGUCCUGCGACGACGCACCGCCGGCCCCGGAGCAUCACGACUUAUGGCCAUCACCGCCUCCUCCGCCCGCAGACACCUCUCCACGGCCCAAUCGCUGCCUCCGACCUAUGAGAAGCUCUUCAACAAGUACACCGAAGUCCGACGGGUCCUCGGAAAGCAGCGCCUGACCCUCGCCGAGAAGAUCCUCUACAGCCACCUGCACAACGUUGAGGAGUCGCUGCUCAACAACACCGACAAUGGCCGCAGUAUCCGGGGCAAGGCCAACCUGCGCCUCAACCCCGAUCGUGUCAACAUGCAGGACGCUUCCGCCCAGAUGGCUCUGCUUCAAUUCAUGUCCUGCAACCUGGCCCGCCCUGCUAUCCCCGCUAGCAUCCACUGCGACCAUCUGAUUGUUGGAUACAAGGGUGCCGAAGGUGACCUGGAAGCUGGUAUCCAGACCAACAAGGAGGUUUUCGAAUUCCUCGAGUCUGCCGCCCGAAAGUACGGAAUGGAUUUUUGGCCUCCUGGAGCUGGUAUCAUCCACCAGACUGUCUUAGAAAACUACGCCUUGCCCGGUCUGAUGAUGCUUGGAACCGAUAGUCACAGUCCCAACGCCGGUGGCCUCACCACUAUCACCAUCGGUGUCGGAGGUGCUGACGCAGUCGAGGCCCUUGUCGGUGCUCCCUGGGAACUCAAGGCUCCCAAGAUCCUUGGUGUUGAGUUGACUGGCAAGCUGAAUGACUGGGUGUCUCCCAAGGACGUUAUUCUUCGAUUAGCGGGCGAAUUGACUGUUCGCGGUGGAACCGGAUCUAUUAUCGAGUACUUUGGUCCUGGUGUUGAGACCCUAAGUUUGACUGGCAAAUCGACUAUCUGCAAUAUGGGGCAAGUUUUCCUAAUCGUCCAUGGACGAGAAUCUCACUACGAUCAUCUUGCCGAAGUAGGAGCAACCACCUCCAUUUUCCCCUACACAGAGUCGUCUGCUCGAUACCUGGAAGCCACCAGCCGAAGUCAAGCAGUUCGCAAUAUUGAAACCCUGCAGAAAUUCCCCGGCAGCGGCGCUGACAAGGACGCCUAUUUCCGAUUCAACGCAGAUGAAGGAGCCGAGUAUGACCAGGUCAUUCGAAUUGACCUCUCCACACUGGAGCCUUAUAUCAACGGCCCCUUCACUCCUGACCUGGCAAUCCCUCUCUCCAAGUUCAAGGAGACUGUCAAGGACCAGCAGUGGCCCGAGAAGCUCUCCGCCGGCCUGAUUGGCAGCUGCACUAACAGCUCGUACGAGGAUAUGACUCGUGUCGAGAGCUUAUUGAAGCAGGCUGCCGCUGCCGGUCUCAAGCCCUCCGCCGACUUCUACAUCACACCUGGAAGCGAGCAGAUCCGCGCCACCCUCGAACGUGACGGAACCCUCGAGACGUUCGAGGGCGCCGGCGGAAUCGUCCUCUCUAACGCCUGCGGCCCCUGCAUCGGCCAGUGGAAGCGCAAGGACGGCGUCGAGAAGGGCACCCCCAACGCCAUCCUGACCUCGUACAACCGCAACUUCCGCGGCCGCAACGACGGCAACCCCGACACCAUGAACUUCCUCGCCUCGCCCGAGAUCGUCACGGCCAUGGCCUUUGCCGGCUCAACCACCUUCAACCCCAUGACGGACGUGAUCAAGACCCCAGACGGCAAGGACUUCAGGUUCUCCGCCCCCCACGGCCUCGAGGGGCCUUCGACUCCCUUCGAGCCCGGGAGCGAGUCCCUUCGCGUCCUCUCCCAGGAUGCAGACGCCAACACCCAGGUCGCCAUCUCCCCCACCUCUGAGCGCCUCGCCUUCCUCGACCCCUUCCCCCCCUUCCCAGGAUCCGACCUCUCCGGCCUCCGCGUCCUCGUCAAGAUCACGGGCAAGUGCACCACCGACACCAUCUCCGCGGCUGGGCCCUGGCUCAAGUACAAGGGCCACCUCCCCAACAUCAGCACAAACACCCUCAACACCGCCGUCAACGCCGAGACGGGCGAGGUCAACGCCGCCUACGACCUCGACGGCUCCAGGCACACCAUCCCCGACCUCGGCCAGCUCUGGAAGGACCGGGGGCAGGAGUGGCUCGUCGUCGCCGAGCACAACUACGGCGAGGGUUCCGCCCGCGAGCACGCCGCCCUCCAGCCCCGCUACCUCGGCGCGCGCAUCGUCCUCGUCAAGUCGUUUGCGCGCAUCCACGAGACCAACCUCAAGAAGCAGGGUGUCGUGCCCCUCACCUUCGAGAACGAGGCCGACUUUGACCGCAUCGCCGCGGGGGACCAGGUCGCUACGGUCGGCCUUUAUGAGAUGCUCCAGAACGGCGGCAAGGGCACCGUCCAGGUCAAGGUCACCAAGAACUCGGGCGAGGAGAUCCUCAUCCCCACCAAGCACGCCGUCACCAAGGACCAGGCCGGCUUCAUCCUGGCCGGCAGCGCCCUGAACCUGCUGUCCAAGGGCUUGUAG